Messenger RNA from Metarhizium brunneum ARSEF 3297, 1614 nucleotides. It is a transcript of the gene AOS1, whose product is annotated as DNA damage tolerance protein RHC31. Gene Ontology annotation, cellular component: SUMO activating enzyme complex; cytoplasm. Gene Ontology annotation, molecular function: SUMO activating enzyme activity. NCBI's taxonomy places the organism in Eukaryota, Fungi, Ascomycota, Sordariomycetes, Hypocreales, Clavicipitaceae. Gene Ontology annotation, biological process: protein sumoylation. The record is from RefSeq and is a predicted model, not a curated record.
AUGGAGCACCAGAACCACGCUGGUAGCGGCGCAGAUGCUGAUGCUGGGGCGCUGCAAAACAUGGAACCAAACGGAGGCAUGCCCGUGUUUGACCAUCAGAUGCUGGGCCAGGCAAAUCCCGAGGCCGUGGCAGCUUUGAUGGCCGGCCAGCCGUUCAUCCCAGAUCCGAGCUUGGGCAGCGUCCCCAUGGCAGAUGGGACAUUUAUGUUACCCAUGAUGAUGCCGAAUGGCCUGCCGAUGCAACUGCCAACAAACACAGUGUCUGCUGAUGACAUCGCCCUGUAUGACAGACAGAUCCGUCUCUGGGGUAUCGCUGCCCAGGAAAAGAUUCAAAACGCCCACAUCCUCCUCAUAACCAUGCGUGGCCUCGCCCACGAAAUCGCCAAGAACCUCGUCCUCGCAGGCGUCGGCUCCAUCACCCUGCUCGACGGCUCAUCCGUCACGGAAGCCGACCUAGGCUGCCAAUUCUUCCUCUCCGAAGGCGGCGAGGGCCUCGUCGGCCAGAACCGCGCCGAGGCAGCCAGUCACGCACUCCGCAAGCUCAACCCCCGAGUCCAGGUACACGUAGACCCCGAAAGCGUCACGGCAAAGGGCCCCAGCUACUUUGCUGCUUACGACGUUGUCAUCGCAACCGACCUGGACCCGGGCACAUUCAACAUCAUCAACACGGCCACGCGAAUCAACGGGCGGCCGUUCUACGCCGCCGGCACGCAUGGCAUGUACGGCUUCAUCUUCAGCGACCUCAUCGAGCACGACUACAUCAUCUCCCGCGAGGCCGGCAACGUCUCCACGACGCCCAAGCAGGAAUCGCGCACCCGCUCCAUCACCGACGUCAAGACCAAGCGGGACGGUGGCAAAACCAUCGAAUCCGUCAGCAAGCGCGAGCUCUACUCGACGUGGUUCCUCGCCAGUGACGUGGCCGUCCUCCCGCGCGAGUACACCUCCUCCAAGCGGCGCUUGAAAUCCGUCACGCCGGCGCUGUCCUGCCUCCGCGCCCUCUGGGAAUUCAAGCAGCUCCAGGGCAACCGCCUCCCGAGCAACAGGGAGGACCUGAAACUCUUCACCCAGAUCGCCACCCAGAAGCACAAGGCGCUCAGCCUGCCCAGCGAGACGCUGCGGCCCGAGUUCCUGCGCAGCUUCCUCCAGAACCUGGGCAGCGAGAUCGCGCCCGUCACGGCCAUCCUCGGCGGCCAGCUGGCCCAGGACGUCAUCAACGUGCUCGGCCAGUCGCAGCAGCCGAUCCAGAACAUGGUCAUCCUCGACGGCAACACCAUGGAGGCCCCCAUGUACCCCCUGCACCCGGAGCUCGAGCUCGGCGCAAGCCUGCUAUCCGUGCCCAACGCCGAUGCCGCGUCCGCCGCCGCAAACCCCAUGGUGCCCGGGGAUAUACACAUGUUUGGCGCGGGGGACGUUGCGUUUCCCGCUGCCUCCGUACCGAUGCCCAAUGCCGACGUGGCCGGGCCUGUGAUGGAUGGCAUGGGCGCCGUGAGUGCAGAAACGCAGCCUGUUGAUGCUGCACAGGCCGCCCACACGCAACCCCUACAGACCCAAGGCGCGCCGGACAUGGAAAAGCAGACGUCAAACGAAGCUCCCAAAGAAAACACCUCUGCAUAG